GAGGGAUAUCAACCAUGGCGACACAUUUUGUAAUCUGUCUUGUUGCCUGGAGAUAAAUAAAAUGGAGUCGGAAAUCGCCUUUAAAAUCUUUCCCUCUGUCAGCCAUGUUGGCUCAAAGCGAACUGUCAUAUGAUGUUUAGAGACGUAUGAUGCGGGCCCACCUUGAUCCAAAAUGUCGUCAGCUGCGUCCUAACCCGAGUUAAGGACGUAACAGACUUUAUCCCGCGCCUGAUAUCUGUGACGCUGUUGCGGCGGACCGUCAGAGCUCGAGCUCGGAGCGGCAGCGGCGGGAGAGAAGUCAUCGCUUCUCCUGCUGCCAUUUAGCACACUGCGUAGGGUUACAGCAGGUUGAGCCUGGAACCAGCUGUCCUCCAAGAUGAACCCUUAUGAAUGAAAGUGAGCCUGUUCAGUAAGCUGUUAGCUUCCAGUGGUCAAAGCCAUGCCUGAAGAUUAGAGCCUCCUCUUGCUUACAGCAAUACGAAUAUACAGAAGAUUCUACAUGACUCUUCAUGUAGACCUUCCUGUGUUUGUCUUGCUGGAUUGAGUCCUUCCUCCCCUACUAUAAUAUCAGCUCUGUCCCUUUCAUACUGCUCCCUCUUGCACUUUCAUGUCCGCUUGGGAACAUGUAUCUGUAUUUGAGAACGGCUCCAACCUAGUCUCAUGCGUCCAAUGAGUGGAGAGUCAGACGGCCCUGCUCCUGAAAGAGUUUCGCGGGCCAUCUCUUUGUCAGGCCCUGUGUCCUCCUCGGAGAUGUCCUCACUGCAGUCACUAGGGCCAGUGCAGAGCUGGCUGGGUCAAGAGCUGGAGAAAUGUGGCAUAGAUGCCAUGAUCUACACCCGCUAUGUCCUUAGCCUGCUACUGCACGACAGCUAUGACUAUGAUCUGCAGGACCAGGAAAAUGACAUCUUCCUGGGCUGGGAGAAGGGAACAGCGAAGAAAUGGGGGAAGAGCAAGAGGAAGGGAGUGACUGACCUUAGUCUUGAAGAGAUGAAGAAACAAGCUGCUGUGCAAUGUUUGCGUUCAGCAUCAGAUGAAAAUUCUGGAAUUGAAAGCUUGGUCGAAGAGCUAUGCUCUAAGCUCAAGGAUAUUCAAAACAAACAGAAAGAAAAAGAAAAGCAAGCAAAUAAAAAAUGUGAUAUAUCUCAGUCUCCUGAGCCAGAUGAAUCAUUUUCUUCUAAGGACCAGGUUGAGAUGUACUAUGAAGCUUUCCCACCUCUCUCAGAAAAAUCUGUUUGUCUCCAAGAAAUUAUGACUGUGUGGAACAAAGCUAAAGCCUGCACAUAUUCCAGCUCAUCAUCAUCUGCUGUCCCUCAAACAAGCACAGACACAUCCUCUCCAAAAGACUGCACCAGCGAAGGUGAAGCUUUUAAAGACCGAACAGUUGAUGCACCCAGUUCCACCACCACAAUCAUCGAGAGGGCCCAGCAGCGACGCACUAAGAGGGAGAAGGAAAACCGUUUCCAUGGAAGUACAACAGGGGUGACUGACGAUCGGGUUCCUCCUCAUAGUAAGCGGCAGGCGAGACACCGGUCUGAGGGGAGGUUCCGUCCCAGAUCGUGGUCCUCUGGCUCUAGUGAGGCUGGCUCAAGCUCCAGUGGUAACCAGGGUGACAAGACCCCUAGUUGCAAAGCAGUCCGCAUAAGACACAAGUCUCGAGAGGUUAGCAGCAGAAACAAAAGAGGCCGCAGUGGUGGCGGACAGGUCAAACUGGCCCUUAAAGUCAUCGACAAAGAGCGGAAAAAUGCACGAGGCAACAUCAGUACCACUGGAGGCCCCUCUAAACAACAGCAGCACUACAUGAAAAAAGGCAAACGACCUCUGAGGGAGAUCCGCAAAGAUGCUAAUCUGGUUGAGGCACAGGAGUCAGGAGGAGAGGCCAAAAGAAAGGAAUAUAUGGAGGAGCCUCUUUGGUACACAGAGCCCAUCUCAGAAUACUUUGUCCCUCUUAGUAGAAGUAAAUUGGAGACAAAGUAUCGGAGUAAAGAAGACUCUUCCAAUGACUUAGCUAUGUCCAUUGAUGUGGACUGUCUGUCGGAGAGAAUUCAAGGAAUCUGCAUUGCAAAUUCUUGUUUUCAAAGGGCAUACCUUGCAGCAGGCACUUUUGUGGAUGGCCACUUCAUUGAAGUGCCUGGCGAGGGUGACCUUAGUGAAGAGGCUCCUGAACUGAAUGGGAUUCCAAGCUGCCCUCCUCCUGAAGAUGGUCAAAAUUUAGAUGACGAGCAUCUGUCUGAAUUCACUCACUUCUAUGAAGUUGAUCUUUAUCAAUCCAUAUUGGAUCCUAGUGCCUCAGAUGCGGUACAAGAAAGCCGAAUCCUGAACAUGAUUCGGCAGAAGAGCAUUGAGCGAAAACACUUUGAAGCAGGAUGUGUAGUUUUAGAUGGCCUUGAGCUGGAAGGGGAAAGUGCAAUAAGGGUUGAUUCUCUGGGAGCCUCAGAAGCAGAUGUUUCCAUCACACAAGAUAUGGAAAAUAUUGCCCAAGUCUGGGAGUGCUGUUCAUCAUCGAGCUUGGAAGAUUUGGAAGGGGAAAGCUGUCCGGGUGACUCUCCAGUCAGGUUCUCCCCAGUGUUGGACAGUGUUCCGUUUAACUUUAGCAAACUGUCUGGAGCUUUUGUAGGGCCUCAUCUCCAAGACGCUAGCAGUAGCAUCUCUGCCCUAAACUCCUGUUUUCCGCUUUUUGAGUUGCAGUACGAUAGCCCUUCCUUUUCUUUUCCCUGCGACUCGCUCACGGAGGGACAGGACAACAUAGAUUCAAGUAGCUGUUUAGAUCCACAAGGAAACAAACAAUCCCGUUUGCUAAUUUGGACCAAAAACAGUGCCUUUGAUGAAACGGAACACUGCUCUAACUUAUCAACGAGGACCUGCAGUCCUUGGUCCCACUCAGAGGAGACACGGUCAGACAGUGAACAGAUCAAUGCUCCAGCGGAUGAAUCUGCUCAGUUUGGCAGUGAAGAGGUCAGCUGUAUCUCCCUUAUCCCACCUUUAUGCCUAGAAGAAGAGCUUUUAGAUUUUUUUCAAGAGAACUCCAGUCACCAGCAGGAAGAAACGAGUGUAGGCACAGAGUCCAACCAGCCCUUCAAUAAGAAAUCGAAAUUGGAGUCUGUUUGUGGCAUAGCAUUAGAGCAGGAUGAGAGUAAACUCUAUAAUGCUGUUGUGUUUUCAGAUGUCCCAAAUCAACAAAGUGAUGAUUACACCUCAGGGAUAAUAAAAGACAUUUGGAUGGCUAUUGGAGACAGAGACUGUGUCUUAACACUCGGGGUAAAGAAUACAGGGGAGCACUUGUUUCCAGAGGAGGCUACAGGCUACCAAUGCAGCUGUCUCGACAAGGAUGUAAAAGGUGAAAUUAUUCAAAAGAAAGCUGUGCAGUGUUCUGAGUAUCAUCUUUGGGAUGGGCAGAAGGAGGACGAGGGACUUCCUAAAAACAAGCUCUCUAAAAUAAAUGAUGGGGAUUACACAACGCCGGCCAAGCCCUGGAAUUGUAAUUCACAGGACAGCACCUCUUUUAUCCUUGGUGGGGUUUAUGGAGAACUGAAGAGUCUAAGUGGUGACAGAGAAUGGGCUAUGAUUCCACCUGGUGAUGCUUGUGGCAGUUUGUUGCAGUGUGCAGCAGCCACAUCUUCUGACAUGGUAACCAUUGCCGGGGCGGAUGUGUUCAUGAACACAAGCAGUUGCUUUGCUCCUGGCCACAAGCCAUUGUGGAGGCCUCUUGUGUCCCUUGGUCAAAAUGAGCAGGCUACCAAGGGACCAGGGGAUGGUUUGAAUAAGGGAUUUUCUGUUGUCUUCCAUGAAGAUUUACUGGGAUCAUGCGGAGGCUUUCGUGGAGAAGAGUCAGGACUGGAUUACCCGUUUUCAUCCUUUGAUUUAAACAACCCUUUUUCCCAGGUCCUGCAUGUGGAGUGCUCCUUUGAGCCAGAGGAUAUGGCCUCUUUCAGCCCGGGAUUCAAGCCAAAAUCCAUAUUAUGCUCCGACAAUGAGCCCUUUUGCCCUUGGUUAUAUGGAAUCAACCGAACUCAGUAUCGGGCCAUUCGAAUUUCCCCAAGGACUCAUUUCCGGCCAAUAUCUGCCUCUGAACUUUCUCCAGGUGGUUGCAGUGAGUCAGAUGUAGAGUCUGAGAAAGAGGAAGCAAGUCUUCCAGUUGGUCAAGCAGACCUCUUUGAUGACCCACAGGCUGACCUCAAGCCUCUCGAGGAGGAUGCAGAGUGCGAGGGCCCUUACUACGGAAAAUCGGAGUUGGAGUCUGGGAAGUUCCUACCCAGAUUAAAGAAGUCUGGCAUGGAGAAGAGUGCCCAGACGUCGCUCGAUUCGCAGGAGGGUGGGAGCACCCUUCUGCCGAUUACUGAACAAGAGAUUUGCGUACAUUGUGAGACGGCAGCGGUUUCGGUGCCGUGUUCUAAUGUGCAGUCCUCUGUUCUUCAGCGAGAGGAAUCUAGCAGGGAGACAGAGUCUUGCAAAUGCGCUGCAUCUGAUCAGAGUCCAAAAAGUGAGAAGUCGCUUGAUGUUGCUCAAGAUAUGCAUGAGUUUCCUCUGAAUUUUGGAGAACAGUGCUCAACUAAUAUGCAGCAAGAAGAGUGCUGGUGGCAAAGUACUCUAUGUUCUCCUUUAUUUCCAGGUUCUCAGUGCAGAGGAAGCAGUAAUGUAUGAUUCUUCUGCUGAGCGUGGAGGCAUACCAAUGCUAAUUUCCUCCUAUCACUUUCAACCAAAAUCCAGAGGAGGGAUAGGAGGACCCUUACAAGAACAGUGAGCCCAGGGCCCGCAGUGGGCUCUGUCUUAACCACGCUGUCCUAAGCCCUGUUAUUCCUCAGUCAAUUCAUCUAAAACGGCGUAUCACCAAGAUGAAAGCAUAAAGAGAGGAAAACAUGGCAAUAGGUUGAACGUACAGUUAGAUGAUUCUGAUCAACAGCAUUUAUUAUAGACUUGUUUUCAGUCUGUUAAUUCCAAGGUUGAUCAAUUUUGAAAAGAAUAAAAAAGGCAUAGUUAAGCAUUAAGAUUGUUCUUUAAUUUACCCCUUAUAGAUUUUAGCUUCACUUUUAUGUUUGAUCUAGGAUACACUAUAACUGUGGUCCUACUGAUUGUGCAUGUGCUUGUGAACCUAGUCUCAGUCCUUCUAAUAGUCUAAGUUUCUGUGACCGAACUAUGAAUACUCAGAAGUCAGGUUGAAAGCACUACGAUUGCGACACCCCCUUCCCUAAUCAGAUAAUUUAGCGUUUUGCUUAUUUUUUUCCUUUUAAAUGACUUGUAGAGGAUAGAGUUGUGUGAGGUUUGGCGUGUUGAAAGAAAAAGUGCUUUUGUCCCAACCCCCCCAAAACCCUUUUGUAUUGUUACAUCAAUUAUUGGUUUUCCCCUUUAGUUCAAUGAUGCUUUGAAAGCAUCUUAAAGAUAUAAAGCAGGGUUAUGUUGAAGGUGUAAUAAUACAAUAAGCAAAAAAAAAAACAAUUAAAACUGAAGGCUCAAUGAAGAAAUAACCCCCUUGUCCUUGAAAUUCACAGUUGCUUUCUUUGCUCGAGUUUCCCUUUUAAGACAGCCAUUGUGGUAAAUGUUUUACAAUUUGCUAGAUUAUUUUGUCCACUUCAGGUUAAUUUUUCUUCUUUUUAUGCAUUUGUCAGAUGACUUGAUUUGCUAAGUCAACUUUCAUAAAAGUUCAUUUUGGAGAGAGUUGUGGUUUCAAAGGACCGUUUACGUUUUCCUAAAUACCAGUAUAGCAAAAUAUCUGGAAAGCAUGUGAAAUAUAAAUGCUGCAGAUAAAGGGUACAAGGAAAUAAUAAAUUUAGGGGGGUGGAAAUAGGUAACUGAAUAUUGUGACCCAACUAUACAAUUUCAUGUUAGUUGUUUCUAAGUCUUUAAAACUAUACAAUUUACACCAUACAGUUGAUCGUAUCUAUUAGUUGCAGUUUGAUAUUGUAGACAUCAUUUUAUGUAUUGUUUCUUUAAGUUUAGUGUAAAGUUUACAUAUUUCAGUGAAAUUUCUUCCCCUUCUUUACACAGCAAAAUUGUGACUACUGAUGAUUUGUAAUAUGGCUUCAUUGUUUAUUUUAUUUUUUUCACAUGAAAAGAAUUGAGUGUUUCCAGUAAUGGCAGUUGAUUGCUUGAAGGUUGAUUCUUUUCAUGUACUCUUCCUUCUACUUGUUUCAGAAAAAUGUGGCUGUUUCAUUGUGUGCUGAUGCAUCAUACUGAAGAGGGGUGUAUAAAAGCAAUAUAGUAUUUUGGCACACCAUAACUCUACAACCUUACAAUAUUAAUGUAUGUUUGUGUUAAAAUAUAUAUACAUAGGGUUUAUUUGUGACAUGUGUCCCCACACUGCAUAAGGCCCAAAUUACUUUUCCUACAAAGUUUGAUAAGUUGCUUGCCUAUAUAAUUUCUUUUGUGGCUGUGGAGUGAGAGGUGGUAGGGAUAUGGUGUUCACAAUGCAAAAUCCAGUCUGUCAUAAAUUUCAUUUUUGCUGUAAUACCAUCUUAUCCAUUCACUUUCAUCUUCACUCAAAUGGAUGUGUAGCUUGCCAUCUGCUAGCUUGAAUCUAACCUGGAUGAGUAUUUUCCCCCAUUUCAUUUUGUUUUGUUAUAGAUGUUAGCAUGAGAAAUUACUACAUGUAUGCUACAUCAGCAGAGAGUAAAUUGCUACAAUGUGUGAAAUUUGGCAACAUUUGCUUUUAGAGCACCCUCAAUGCUUUUUUUGUUUUGUUUUGUUUUUUUGUUUUGUUUUUUAAAUGUGUGCAUUCGUUUUCUGUACCAAUGUGGGGAAACUGGUUUUAAAGCAUUACUUGUUAAAUGUUUGUAAGGGGGAAUUUGAAUGUGGCAAUGAAAUAGAAAAUGAUAUCGCCCCAUUCAUCAUUGACCAAAAAUUUGAAAAUUCCUUAAUUGGGCACAAGGAUUUCAUUUAAUUUUCAUCAAAUGUCAAAUAAAAAAAAAAAAAAAAAAGAGGAAAGAAAUGGAAAAAAAUCAUUUAAAUAUGCUUAUUCCCCUUUGCAAGUGAGAGAGUGUAUUUUGUUGACUGCAGUCUUUACAGUAAGAUCUAUAGAGUAUUUUUGUAUUGGUGCUAAUAUUCAUACACUACAGCAAAGAUGUAAUCUUCAGAUGUGUGUAAGAAAAAAUGGCCACACAGUUAAUCCUAAAAGAUUUGUGCUUAUUUUAACAGAAACCGUUUGGGCCUUGUUCUUGAGACAAGUCAAGACCUAAAGUUUGUUAAAGUGCGUGAUCCAGGACUGUAGACCAUAACUUUGGAGAGAUGAUUUUGUAUGACCCAGUUUGAAACCGCUUGUGUGUGUUUCCCCACAUUAUUUGCUCAUUGUGGUUGUGGGAGUUUGAUUGUUUGACAAAGAUCAUAAAUGAAAUGUAUAGUGGUAGAAAGCGAGUGUGACGGCACAGUUAUUUUACUGUAUGCUAUAACUGGGUACAGCAGUGCGUAUAGACUCCUUUAUUGGAUUUGUAUUUAGUUGACAAAUAACAUGUUACAAUUCAAUUUAACUUUUCCAGUUCAAAAUACUGUCAGAUUCUGAAAUUCAAUUACACAUUGUUGGCAUCACUUUCUCUAAUCAAUACCUAAGUUAAUCCUUGUUCUGUCAAGCACUUUGAGUUAAAUAUUGCCGUCCUCCAAAAUUGUUACUUGCAUUAGUUGGGUUUAUAAGAUUAAGAAACUUGUUUAUGGUGGGUGGGUGACGGAGGACGAAAGUAUUUUAGAUUAUGAGAAAAUGCAUAAAUAUAGUAAAUGUGUUUGACAGUCAAAUAUAACAGAACAGCAUAGACAGAUUAUUUACUGUUAAAAAUUUGACAUGGUUCCUCUCUUAGUUUGAACAGACAAGUUUUAAAAUUUAAAAAAAAAAAAAAAAACUUUUUUUUUUUUGUAUUUUUCAAGUCUAGCUCUGUGUGCGAGGUUGGUAUGGUUGCUCAAGAAAGACCGAGUACUCAUGUCUGUGAGAGACUGAAAAUUGCAUUAUUUGCUUUUUUUUUUUUUUUUUUUCUCACAAAGGUUUUGGUUUAGUCAGUACGUUUGAAGAGGUUGACUUUCAAGUUCUUAAAGGUUUAAGUUUUGAUUGCAAUGUUGUAUAACUUUUAAUGCAGAACUCUCUCAGUUCCCUUAUUGCAACAGCUUCUUAAUUGAAGCCCAACCCUGGAUUUUUCCUCUGAAUACCUGACGAAAGUCACCAAACCCCAACACAAAGUUGGUUGCAUUGUUCUAAUGCCAUGUACAUCUGAGUACAUCAUUUUGUUUCAUUGUGAAGUUUCUAAACCUUUAAUAAACAUUUAAAAAAUC
Molecule: messenger RNA, 8241 nt
Organism: Onychostoma macrolepis
Lineage: Eukaryota; Metazoa; Chordata; Actinopteri; Cypriniformes; Cyprinidae
Product: KIAA0232 ortholog
Exons: 8
Coding region: 661-4638 (1325 amino acids)
Source: RefSeq, a predicted model, not a curated record